Actinia tenebrosa (Australian red waratah sea anemone) is the source of this 875-nucleotide messenger RNA. Its product is annotated as fasciclin-2. Gene Ontology annotation, biological process: cell-cell adhesion. The record is from RefSeq and is a predicted model, not a curated record. Lineage: Eukaryota; Metazoa; Cnidaria; Anthozoa; Actiniaria; Actiniidae. Gene Ontology annotation, molecular function: protein binding.
UAAAUAAAACGUUUCACAAUGGAUGGACUGAAACAACCGCAUGCUAUUUAUUUUAAUUUAUAUUUUUCACAUUAGUCAGCUUUUAUUAUUAUUGUCUUUAAACCUUGAAGUUUCCCCAGGUCCUGUUUCUUUAACAAUAACCGAUGUGGAAGCAUCAUCCAUAAAUGUUACAUGGUACAAACCUGCUGAUGAUGGUGGACUCGAUGUCACUGGUUACUUAGUGGAAGUCAGUACCAAGCUUCCAGUGAUCACAGUGAAAACCCAUGCUGUUAUAACAGGACUGAAAGCAAACACGCUCUACGCGGUCAAAGUGUAUGCCAAGAAUAUUGUUGGAUAUGGAGUGGAGUCUUCCAAAAUUAUCAGAACACAAAAAAUAGGUAAAUACAAUAUGAAAGGAAAAGGUAAGCCAUCAGCUCCAGAGCUAGUGAUAGCUCUUCUUGAACGGUCACCAGAGUUCAAACUCUCAGUCSUCUUGAGAUGGGAAGAGCCGGAUGACAAUGGCGGCAACAUAUCAAGGUACACAAUCUACGUAAAGGAAGUCGAGAAAAAGGCUGAGUGGACAAAGUAUGAUAACGUUAUUGAUUCAAAACAGCUUGAAUAUAAAAUAACAAAGGACAUUGUUUAUGGCAACACAUACAUGUUUAUGGUAACUGCAUGGAACAAAUAUGGAGAAAGUGCGAAGGAUGAAGGAGGUGCCAAGACGGUAAAUACUACAGCAGACAAGGCAACGGCUACAAAUGCAAUUAAGUACUGCAUUGAAAAAGGAUCAAAAACUUGUUCGACAGUCCUUGGAGUCGUUAUUGCCAUUCUAGUUCUCUCUAUUGGUUUSAACUUACUACAAUUUGUGUAUCUAAAAAGAAGAGUACAACUGAGCA